CGAAAUUUGAAAUGUGGAUUGCUGUCGCUAACCUAAGAAAACAAAGUCUACUGGAUAAAUGGUCGCAGCCAGUGUUUGCUGCUUUAAAAAAUAAAUUGUGCUCCUGCUGUAACACGUUACUAAUAACCCUCGCUGCAUUUCUUUUCGGCCUUUGGCUGUUUUCCAUCGGGUUAUGGCUGCGCUGGAUGAGCAAGACUUUGUGUCCGUGGCCGAUGAGAAGUUUGACUUUGACAUUUCACUUUCACCUGCGAGUUCAAAAGGAGAUGAGUAUGAAGAUGAAGUCUUUGUUGGUCCAAUCCAGCACAAGGAGCGAUGCAUUGCUGUGAGUGUGGAGGCCAAGGUGAAGGACAGCAUCAGCAGUGGUCCAUCAGUCGGGGAAGAGCCCAGCUGGAGUCCCCUCACAGUGGACAACUUUGACGAGAUCAGCAAGGAGGCCCAGCUGGUGGUCAGCCACUUGGAUGGCAGCCUGCACGGGGCGUCCAAAUCCCAGGAGACUCGCCUCGAGGAGGAGGCCGAAUUCACUCCAGCUAGGGAGAGAUUCGCAGCGGAAAGCGCUGCCAAGCGGAGGCUCAGUCCCAUCAAAAGGGAGACAUUUUGCAUUCAGGACAGUCCGCUGAAGCAGCUCCCGCCUGCCAUUCAGCAGCGUCUGAUGAAGGUGAAAGGGGCGGCGGCCGGCGCCGGGGCUGCAGCUGGCCCUGGUAAACCGCGCCUCAGCACUUCCAGCCCCAUCAGGCAGCCUGGGGCUCCGGCCCCGCCCAGGAUGACGCUCAGGAGCAAGACCGGGCUGGCAGGGCCCCGGAGCGUGCUGCCCAGCAGGCCUAGUGUCCCAGCAGCCACGCAGACACCGGUUAAAAUGAGGCCUGCUCCCCCAGACAAAUACAAGCUUCAACCUCCAGCCAGAGGUAAUGUGGGCCCAAGGCGAAGUAUGAGCUGCAGAACAUCCACUAGAAUGGGCUCCACUGAAGAUCUCCUUUCAGAUUCAGCUAGCAUCACCUCAGAUGUCAGCGACACCUCACUCAACUCGAGCCUGACUGGGAAGAGAAGUAUCUGUCCGCCCUGCAAGCCUGCACUCAGAAGACCGUCCUCAGUCAGGGCUCCUGUUGCUCAGACGCAGAGGGUGGUGGACAGAAGGAGAAACACGUCAUCCUCCUCUUCCUCAGUGUCCAGCAUCAAUUCCAGCAUUACGGUCUCUCCCAUGCCCAAAGCGAAGCUGAAUUCCUCACUGAACUCCAGUGGCCUCUGUGCCCCCGCUGUCCCCACUGCUGCUGCCGCCAAGUCCCGCCGCUCGUCAGUCAUGAGUCGUGCCCCGGAGCCGCCCGCAGCGGGCCGCAGGUCCAUCUCCGUCCAGAGCCGGAAGCCCUCGGAACCGCUCACCCGACCUGUCAAGUCCACUCCCUGCAAGAAGCCGGACCCCACCCCGGUCCCCAUUCCGCGGCAGACGCCAGCACGGCGGAGCAUAGUGCCCGUCUCCAGCGUCCAGGCCGUCAGAGCAGAGAGUGCUGUCAAAGGCAGCUCCAGACUGACCGGAAUUACCAGCGCAACCCCCAAAAAUCCCUCAAAAGGACCAAAUCGAUCAGAAGUUCCAGCAUUUGCAUCUCCGGAUGGCCCACGGAUCAUGAAGCCAAAACGGUUAUUGUCAGCUUGCAGUAUGGAAAAUUUAUCACAGAAACCGAGACUCCCUACUGGACUCCAGACGCCCUCUGCUGGCAGAGAUAAGUUAUUGCCUGCGUCCAAGAUAAGAAGACUGUCUGCUCUACCGACCCCAAGCGGCCGCCGUGUCUCUACUGUCCCCAUACAGACACCCACGAGUGCUGCUAAGCCCAGACUUCUCCAGAAAACAGAGUCCUUACACGCCCCCUCCAGGAAGGCCUUUCUAAAGAGUCCAUCACAAGUGGAGGAGAUUCCGCUCGAGCCCCAGGAGGCUAUAGAGGCGAAGUCCAGUGAUGAGCCUGCUGGUAUGGACCGGUCAGAGCCCCGCUCAAUCAUCUUCUCCCUGGAGACGGAGGCCGAGUCAGAGUCCGAGGCAGCGCCACCCACUGCCCCGCCCCCAGAGGCCCCUGAGCCGGUCAAGAAGCCGGUUGACCCGCUCCUGGUGAACAUUGAGCCCCAGUCAGUCCCAGAGGUGGAGAAGACCAAUGAUCAGAUUCAGCUGGACUUGACCAAGGGCCAGAAGAUGACGGAGGUCUUGUUGAUGGAUCUCCCAGCCCCAACACUAACCCCUGAAGAGAAAUUCCUCAUUGACCUGUCCAACACCCCGGACCUUAUCAGAACAACCUCCAUCAAGGCUUCUGGAGAUCAGUUAAUUGACCUCAGCUCACCACUCAUAAAAUGGAGUCCGGAUGACAAGAAGGAAAAUGUGGUGAAUGUGGCUCCGCUGAUAGACUUGUCUUUCUAGCUGGUGUAUGUAAUACAAAUAGCUCUUAUUUGAUCAGGAUAUUCUGGAAAAAAGAUACAGUAUGAAGAUGCAGUGGCUUUUAGUUUGACACCAUGUGGUUCACCUUUUAAUGAAAAUGCAGAUUACUGUACUGUCAGUGCAAUAUUUUACUGUGAGCAAUUUCCAAUAUUAUUGCAGGUACAGCCUUUUGAUUUAUUUGUCUGUGUGUCUGUCUGUCUGUGUGCUGGUUGCCUUGAUUUCUAUGAAUGUACAAAUAAAUGUUAAGAUAUCC
Molecule: messenger RNA, 2666 nt
Organism: Sardina pilchardus (European sardine)
Lineage: Eukaryota; Metazoa; Chordata; Actinopteri; Clupeiformes; Clupeidae
Gene: gtse1
Product: G-2 and S-phase expressed 1
Exons: 12
Coding region: 173-2395 (740 amino acids)
Cellular component (GO): cytoplasmic microtubule; microtubule cytoskeleton
Molecular function (GO): microtubule binding
Source: RefSeq, a predicted model, not a curated record